Molecule: messenger RNA, 1931 nt
Organism: Stegastes partitus (bicolor damselfish)
Lineage: Eukaryota; Metazoa; Chordata; Actinopteri; Pomacentridae
Gene: tyw1
Product: tRNA-yW synthesizing protein 1 homolog (S. cerevisiae)
Exons: 14
Biological process (GO): wybutosine biosynthetic process
Molecular function (GO): FMN binding; 4 iron, 4 sulfur cluster binding; catalytic activity
Source: RefSeq, a predicted model, not a curated record
AUAUGGUUGCGCGCAGCACUAGCUGCUGAGGAUUGUGUAGUUUAAUUUAGCUACCACAGUUUGCAGCGAUGCUACGUUUGUUCGUAACUAUUUUGGUUUUCACAGGUGGGGUGUCUACUUCUGAUAGUAGAGCCUCGCAGGAUGUCCACAGUCCCAGUGAGAAGUAUCUCAUGUCGAUAUGGCACAACAGGCUGUACGUGUAUUCAGCUGCUGCACUGCUGUUCGGGAUCUGGUUCUCCCUGAAGGUGGCACUGAAGAACAAAAGCUUCUCUAAAGAUGCCAGCUGGGUCCGCAAAGCUGAACAGAAGAAGAACGACAGCUCUGACAGAGACACUGAGGUCCAUGUGUUGGGAGUUAAGAUCUUCUACGGCUCACAAACUGGAACUGCAAAGGGGUUUGCAAACGAGCUGUCAGAGGAGGUGAAGACUUUGGGAAUACCGGCGGAGGUGAUUGACAUGAAAGACUACGAUCCAGAUGAUCAACUUGCCGAUGAGUGCAUCAGUAAGUCGGUCUGCGUGUUUCUUGUGGCCUCCUACACUGAUGGACAGCCCACUGAGAACGCUGAGUGGUUCUGCAAGUGGCUGGAAGAGGCAUCCACUGACUUCAGAUACGGGAAAACCUACCUCAAAGGCCUCAGAUAUGCAGUGUUUGGUCUUGGAAACUCUGUCUACGUUGGCCACUAUAAUACGGUGGGUAAAAACGUGGACAAGUGGCUGUGGAUGCUGAGCGGGAUGCGAAUCAUGACCAGGGGAGAAGGCGACAGUAACGUGGUGAAGAGCCGUAACGGCAGCGUCCAGGCAGACUUUCAGGCUUGGAAGGUCAAGUUUCUGAACCGCCUGCAGGCUCUGGCCAGAGGAGAGAAGAAGAGCUGCAGUGGGAACUGCAAGACGGGAGGCUCCUGCAAGAACAAGAAGAAAGAAAAACAGGAGGAGGAGGAGAAAGCUGCUGCACGGAAUAACAGCUCCGAGGAGGAACUGAUAGAAUCCAGCAGUGACGAAGACGAGUCCGGCCCGUCAGGAGAGAGAAAAUCUGGUUCAGUGGUGGACAUGGAGGAUCUGGGCAACAUCAUGAACAGCGUCAAGAAAGCAAAGGGUAAAGGGGAGCUUCAAGGAGACGGCCAGAUGGUGAAGCUGUCCAAACUGAACGGAGUGAAGAAGGCCGAAGAUGAAGAGGAGAGACGAGAGAUGAUCACCCCGGCCCUCAGAGAAGCACUCACAAAGCAAGGAUAUAAACUAAUUGGAAGUCACUCAGGAGUGAAGCUUUGCCGAUGGACUAAGUCUAUGUUACGUGGGAGAGGAGGCUGUUACAAGCACACUUUCUACGGCAUCGAGUCCCACCGGUGCAUGGAGACUACGCCCAGCCUCGCCUGUGCCAACAAGUGUGUCUUCUGCUGGAGACAUCACACCAACCCUGUGGGCACAGAGUGGCGCUGGAAAAUGGACCCCGCAGAGAAAAUCCUGCAGGACGCCGUGGAGAAGCACCAGACCAUGAUCCGACAGUUUAGAGGUGUUCCUGGAGUGAAGCCUGAGAGGUACGAAGAAGGCUUGUCAGUCAAGCACUGUGCCCUCUCCUUGGUGGGAGAGCCAAUCAUGUACCCCGAAAUUAACGCCUUCAUUCGCCUCCUCCACGUCCACUGCAUCUCCAGUUUCCUGGUGACCAAUGCACAGUUCCCCCAGGAAAUCAGGAGCCUGGUGCCGGUUACCCAGUUGUACGUUAGUGUUGAUGCGAGCACCAAAGACAGCCUGAAGAAGAUUGACCGUCCACUUUUCAAGGACUUCUGGCCUCGCUUCCUGGACAGCCUUAAGGCCCUGGGAGAGAAGAGACAGAGGACAGUGUACAGACUGACGCUGGUGAAGGCCUGGAACGUGGAGGAGAUGCAAGCCUACUCGGAGCUCAUCGCUUUGGGCCAACCAGACUUCAUUGAGGUCAAG